GCUAUUUCUUAUGUAGGAAUUGGGUUAGAAUAUAACUUUGUCCAACUUUUCCACCAACAAAAUAUGAUAAUACUAGACUUUGGCCUUCUUUAUUGUAAAAAAAAGGGGAAAAAAUAACACUGGAUAUUAUUAUUCCGUUACUUAUUCUAAGAUUCAAACUUAUUACUUUUCACUCAAAAAGCGCAGAUAAGAAAUAUCCGGAUCCAAUUAUCCCAACGAAAUUCCCUAAUCAUGGAGAUGGAAACCGACUCGCUUCCUAACGGCAAUUCCUCAUCGUCAUCGACAACCGCCUCCGCCGCUUCCUCUGCGGCGUCGAUCACCACUUCCGGCUCGGUUUCAGCCGCAGUUCCGUCAUCCAAGCUGACUCACCUGGCGGAGUCCUUAAAAUUGGAGCACCAGUUCCUCCGCGUCUCCGCGCUAACCACCGCGCUGUCGAGAAAGAGGUAUCCGCUGUCAUCUCCGGUGUCGCCAAAGCCGCCGACUCCGCGGAACUAUGUCGUGAUGACGCCGUUAAGCAACUUAAUUCGCUGGUCUCGAGACUGCAAGGACUCAAGAGGAAGUUGGAAGAAGGGAGUAAAACAGAGAACUUGCAAGCUCAGAGAUGCCGAGCUAGACUGGACCAUUUGGAGCUGCAGAUGCAGAAAAUCUAUCAGAAUGGAGCAAUACCCGAUUGAAGAGAAUACUUGUGGAUUACAUUUGAGACUACAAGACUUCAUAGAGCUAGUAAGAGCUGAAAAUAACAUGCGAGCUAUUACAUAUGCCCGCAAGUAUCUGGCUCCUUGGGGAGCUACCCACAUGAAAGAAUUGCAAAGGGUGAUGGCCACACUUGCUUUCAGGAGUAAUACCGAGUGUGCGACAUACAAGGUCUUAUUUGAAGCCAAGCAAUGGGAUUUCCUCGUUGAUCAAUUUAAGCAGGAGUUCUGCAAGUUAUAUGGCAUGACACUAUCUAGAACUUUGAAGAAGCUACGGGAACAAGAGAGACAGAGAGGAAUACUGUUUCAGAUUCAGAAUUGUGUAUAUGUAUUUCAUCAUAUUUCUGUACAUGUAUAG
Messenger RNA from Oldenlandia corymbosa var. corymbosa, 1050 nucleotides. The record is from the annotation of a GenBank genome assembly. Lineage: Eukaryota; Viridiplantae; Streptophyta; Magnoliopsida; Gentianales; Rubiaceae.